Messenger RNA from Didymella exigua CBS 183.55, 957 nucleotides. RefSeq lists its product as uncharacterized. NCBI's taxonomy places the organism in Eukaryota, Fungi, Ascomycota, Dothideomycetes, Pleosporales, Didymellaceae. The record is from RefSeq and is a predicted model, not a curated record. The coding region runs from base 1 to 957 and encodes 318 amino acids. The transcript has a single exon.
AUGGCGAACUACGUCGAGGCUUCUACCCAGACUGAGUGGGCGGGGCUGAUGCAAAAGAACAUUGUUCGUCCAGAUGUCUGUUCUCCAGCUGCGUUUCCAAAUACAAGCACACCGCCAGACGAGCCAUUGACAAGCAAGAAGCAGCAGCGUGUUGACGACCUUGCAUCCAUAUCACCAGCAGAACAGCGAGGACAGCCCCAGACGCCACCACCGUCGAACCGGCCGGCGCGGAAUCACGUGUCGACCAUGUCAACAUCACCGCUGCUGGCCAGGCGCCAGAAUCGCCCCAAUUUUGUGGCCCAUAUCGAUAUGCCAUCACCGGAGAUGAGAGCAACCGUCGAAGCGCUCGACGAUGAAGUGCCUGUGUCCCCACCGCCAUCUGCGCUUGUCCUGUCGCCGCUGCCCGAGGCCAACAGGCGGUUCGCGGGGCACACACCGCUGUACGUCGGAUCUCCGAGCGAUAGGUUCAAGGAGAACAUCUUCAAGAGGCAGCCGCCCGGUCGGCUUGACAUCCAGCCAAUGGUACCAGAGAAGCUCCAGUCGCUACCAGUGCACGAAUUGAUCGUCGAGCAAGACGUCGGCGAGGAGGCCGACGCAGCGCGCGAUGAGGAACUGCAACCAGGAGAAGUCAGUCCGUCAAGAAUGUCCCAGGAAGAUGUCGGACUCACAGGGCCUCUGACGCUUGCUCCCAACCCCGGCGGCGGCGCGCAAGACAACAUACUGCUCAGCGCAUUGGACAGCAGACUCAGCCAAGUCGCCCAGGAACAGGCGGCGGCACUCGCUAAGGCCGGCCAGCAACAGCAGCAGCAGCACGUGGACGGCGCAGCAGAGGACGGGCCGCCGCUUAGCAGGCAAGGCUCAGCAGACUCGCGCGUCUCGGAGGCGCCGGGUGUCGACGGUGUCAUCCUGAAGAAGACGCUGCCGCUCAACUUCGGCGUGCCGAUCGGAACAGUGUAG